Molecule: messenger RNA, 752 nt
Organism: Prunus dulcis (almond)
Lineage: Eukaryota; Viridiplantae; Streptophyta; Magnoliopsida; Rosales; Rosaceae
Product: 54S ribosomal protein L19, mitochondrial
Exons: 1
Coding region: 50-511 (153 amino acids)
Biological process (GO): translation
Cellular component (GO): large ribosomal subunit; ribosome
Molecular function (GO): structural constituent of ribosome; large ribosomal subunit rRNA binding
Source: RefSeq, a predicted model, not a curated record
UCUCUCCCAAAAACUAAAAACCAUUCAUCAGAGUGAGAGCAGCGAAGCCAUGUCAACCCUGAAGGAGAUUCUUACCCGACGACCCGUGCUGACGACGAUCCGGGUCACAGCCCCGGCGGGAGCGGCACCCCAACCGCUGAGCAAGGGUUUGGGUCAAUACAGGAUGAACAUGAUGGCCUUCUGCAAGGACUUCAACGCCCAGACCCAAAAGUUCAAACCCGGCAUACCCAUGGCGGUGACACUGACGGUCUUCAAGGACAACACCUACGAGUUCACGGUAAAGUCACCGUCUGUCAGCUGGUACCUGAAAAAUGCCACCGAUGUCGACUCCGGCAGCAGCCGACCCAAACACGUGGUCGCUUCUGAGCUGUCUGUGAGGCACUUGUAUGAGAUCGCCAAAGUGAAGCAAUCUGACCCGUAUUGCCAGUACAUGCCCUUGGAGUCCAUUUGUAAGUCCAUUAUUGGUACGGCUAAUUCUAUGGGGAUUAAGAUUGUUAAGGACUUGGAUUGAUUUGGGGGGAAAGGUCACAUUUUGAAACCAUCAUCGUUGUUUUGAGAAGAAGAUUGGAUUUUUGUUUGGUUUGAGAGGUUUUGCUUGUGACUUGUUAGUUUUAUAGUGAUUUUGUCAGUGUUGUUCAUGAGCUUAGUGUAAUUGGGUAGCUUUCUUGUUUACGAAUUUUGCAGUAGCUUUUCAAUUUUAAUGAGAAAUUGAGGAUGGCUUGCACUUCAUCAAACUAGCCUUGUUCUGUUUA